Messenger RNA from Zingiber officinale, 2846 nucleotides. RefSeq lists its product as uncharacterized. The coding region runs from base 680 to 2389 and encodes 569 amino acids. The record is from RefSeq and is a predicted model, not a curated record. NCBI's taxonomy places the organism in Eukaryota, Viridiplantae, Streptophyta, Magnoliopsida, Zingiberales, Zingiberaceae. Gene Ontology annotation, cellular component: Ino80 complex. The transcript is spliced from 3 exons.
AUGAAUAAAACCAAACUCAAUGAAAGAGAAGAAGAUUCAAAUUUUUGAGGUUUGCACUUCCUUAAAAUAUUGAGAUGUUCCUGAUGAACUUGGCGGGUACCCAAUUGUUUGAGCAUCUAUUGCCAUUUUUACUAGAUCAGAUGAACUCGGUAGGUACCCAAUUUCCAAAGAUGGUCCAUUUUCUCGAGUAGCUGGAGGAAAAAUUAGCAUCGGUACAUUAGUUCUCGACAAUAAUUAACUGGCGGUGUGUUUCUGAGGAUGCUUAAGUUCGUGGCGAUCUUUUUGUCGCAAUUGAAAUGUGCCAAACUCGUUGAUGCGAAGAGAGAGAGAGAAUAGGGAAAGAUGUGAUUUUUUUCUGUGAACAGUGGAAUUAUUAUGCUGUUUUUGGUAUUCUUUGGGUCUCUCUACAUGGAGAGAGAAAAGAAAGAAGGGAAAGGGGCGAAGAUUUAGGGCAAUGGUGGGUCUGCGACUCGUCGCGUCUCUUCCGAUCCGUUCUCAGAACCCUAGCUUUUCGCCAUGCAUCUUCCUGUCAAGGUAUCUUGCUUAAGUUUAAGCUAGGAUUGGAAUUUCAGUCUAUCACAUGAUGGACUAAUAUUCCAUUAGUCCCCUUGAAAGCAGCGGGACAAUGGCCAUUGUGUCGCAUGAUCAUUUGAUAUUAUGACUGCCCCCAUAGACAAGAAUGGGCUAUGGUCAUCCUCACGGAGGAAGCUCAAUAAACUUUUCACAAAAUGAGGGUUUGCAGGAGGAAAAGUUGCUACUGGAGAUGAUUCCUGAUGCUGAUUCCGAUGACUCUGAACUUGCUGAAGUUGGCUGUGAGCAUAUUAUGAUUGGAGUUCAAACAUGCAGUGUUCCAUACGAGCUUUACGAUCUUCCUGAUUUAAAAGAAGUACUCUCUUUGGAAACAUGGAAUCACCAUUUAAAUGAAGAUGAAAGGUUUUUUUUGGCAACUUUUCUUCCGGACAUGGACCAAGAGACGUUUUGUCUUACAGUAAAAGAAUUGCUUAGGGGCGAUGAAAUGUUCUUUGGAAGCCCACUCAAGAAGUUCCAAACAGGAAUGAAGGGAGGACUUUAUUAUCCACGAGUUACCUAUUUAAGAGAACGCCUAGUUUUCUUACAGAAGAAUGAAUAUUACCAUUGCAUGCGAUCAUAUCAUGAGAACAUGCUCCAAGCAUUUGCAGAUAUGAAGAAGUUAUGGGAUAGAGGUCGGCGAAACCUCACAGUUGAAGAAAGAAUUCAAAUUUGGAACAACAGGAGGGAGAACCAACCUAGGCUCUUGGUUGAUCUAAAUGCAUUUCCAGAUGAAGAUACAUUAAGCAAGUGCGAUAAAAUUGUUGAAAAUCAACCAUUGUCAAAGAAGUCCCACUGUGUAAAUGAAGGUCAUGCUUCAACAAUUAUUUUGAAUGGCUUAGUUCGUAACACUAACAGAAAAGGAAAGGGUGUGCUGAAGUUAAAGACAAUCCGGACAAACGCAGUGCAAAGUCAGAUCAUGCAACCAUUGCCAGACAAGCUGGAGCAGUCUUCGCAGAGGGUGCCGAAAGGCGUUCUGAAAAUAAAGCCUAAAUUUGACCAUCAUAAGCAGGAAACUUCAAGCGUAAAACUGGAACAAAUAUCUGCAUGGGAUAGUCGUGCACCCAAUUUCUCACCUCCACAAUUUACUUUGAAGAAGGAUGAAGUUGAUAUUAGUAAGAAGUCACCCAUUUUGUGUCAAAUAAAUAGAGAUGGAAGCACUUUUAGAAGCCCAGAGGUCAUACAUGGUGGCAAAGGACAGGAACUUCCAUAUGCUGAUGCUAAGAUUUCUGAGAUCUUUGAAAAGAAAUCAAAAAUGAGAAACUAUGUGAGGCAAGAGGCUCCAGAGACAGGUAGAAAACAGCAUCCAUUACGAAUUGAUCGUAAUUUGAACAAUCAUGCUGUAGAUGUCGGUCGCAUUGGAGACUGGCAAAACUUGACAAGAAAGAACUGGAGCUUAUUUAAGACUCAACAAAAUAUAUCAGCUGAGCAAAAUUCUACAGAUCCAAAUAAAUGGGGUCUCCAGCUUGAACCAGAAAUUCACAAAGAAAAAAUGCUAACUACAACAGCAACUGGAGAAAGUUUAUGGAUCUCAGGUAAUUGUAGUGACAAACAUGUGGUUUGGAAGAACCCUUCUGAACAUUUGGCGAAUGGAAUUAAAUUUGACACAGCUAAUAUAGCCGGAUCAGGAAUUGAAAAAUGCCCCAUGUUUCCGAUUACAUACAAGAGAAAGAAACCAUACAGAAAGGCCAACCAAAUGGACACUCCCAAGCAGCAACCUGUUCCAGUUAGCUUGGAUUCAGGUGCUCCAAGUGGAGCAGUGAAACCAAAACAAAUGGCUAUUAAGAUUAAGUUCCGAGGCUUGACAGGUCAGAUUGGUUGAUGCUAACAACUACCAUGCCUUUUGAUUGACAUUAGCCAGUGUAAAUGUAGUGAAUGAGAACCAUUAUCCAUCGUCUCCAAAUGGAGGCCAUUAAUUAAAGGUCAUGCGCUGCUUGUUAGGCUUCUAUUGUGAAAAUCAAGCAAACAAGCAAGCAUGAUUUUGAUGGCUUUCUCAGAAUUCCAAAGGAAACUGGACUUACACUUCUUUUGAGCAGAACUGAUCUGAUCUGGGACACAAAAGGAUCGGCCUGUGAUCACCAACUAUGAUGUUCUCGUAGUCAUAUGCUUUUGCUUUCUUCUACAUGUUUCACCCCUUACUCUCGGGUUAUAUCAAAUGUAUAUUGUGCCUGCAUCCUGAUUUAGACGAAGCACUGAAAUCUCCUCACACUAUUCACUAGUUUGACAAGUUUCACUUGUAACUCAUUGUAUGUUAAUAUGAGUAAUCUUCAUUCCAAUUA